Messenger RNA from Arabidopsis thaliana (thale cress), 1695 nucleotides. It is a transcript of the gene ABF1, whose product is annotated as abscisic acid responsive element-binding factor 1. The record is from RefSeq and is marked reviewed. The transcript has 5 exons. Gene Ontology annotation, biological process: positive regulation of DNA-templated transcription; regulation of DNA-templated transcription. Gene Ontology annotation, molecular function: DNA-binding transcription factor activity. Gene Ontology annotation, cellular component: nucleus. The coding region runs from base 243 to 1421 and encodes 392 amino acids. NCBI's taxonomy places the organism in Eukaryota, Viridiplantae, Streptophyta, Magnoliopsida, Brassicales, Brassicaceae.
GCAAAAUAUCUAAACAAUAAAUAAAAUAAAAAACCAUAAGAGGAAAAAGCUUAACCCCUUAAAAUGGCAGUUCGUGUCGAAGCUACUACAAACACACUUGUCGUCUCUUCUCUCUCUCGCAGCUCUUCUCUAUUUUCAGCAAUCGCCUAUAAUAUUAGGUAAAGCUAAAAGGGUCUGAUUCGUUUGUUUUUUCACUGAAGAAUUUGGAAGGAAGUGAUUCCGUUGUGAAACAGAAAAGAAGUAUGGGUACUCACAUUGAUAUCAACAACUUAGGCGGCGAUACUUCUAGAGGGAAUGAGUCAAAGCCAUUGGCGAGGCAGUCUUCGUUAUAUUCCUUAACGUUUGAUGAGCUUCAGAGCACAUUAGGUGAGCCGGGGAAAGAUUUUGGGUCUAUGAAUAUGGAUGAGUUACUCAAGAACAUAUGGACUGCUGAGGAUACUCAAGCCUUUAUGACUACUACAUCUUCGGUUGCAGCCCCGGGACCUAGUGGUUUUGUUCCGGGAGGAAAUGGUUUACAGAGGCAAGGCUCCUUGACCUUGCCUAGAACGCUUAGUCAGAAGACUGUCGAUGAAGUCUGGAAAUACCUGAAUUCGAAAGAAGGUAGUAAUGGGAAUACUGGAACGGAUGCGCUUGAGAGGCAACAGACUUUAGGGGAAAUGACUCUGGAAGAUUUCUUACUCCGUGCUGGCGUUGUUAAAGAAGAUAAUACUCAGCAGAACGAAAACAGUAGUAGCGGGUUUUAUGCUAACAACGGUGCUGCUGGUUUGGAGUUUGGAUUUGGUCAGCCGAAUCAAAACAGCAUAUCGUUCAACGGGAACAAUAGUUCUAUGAUCAUGAAUCAAGCACCUGGUUUAGGCCUCAAAGUUGGUGGAACCAUGCAGCAGCAGCAGCAGCCACAUCAGCAGCAGUUGCAGCAGCCACAUCAGAGACUGCCUCCAACUAUCUUUCCAAAACAAGCGAAUGUAACAUUUGCGGCGCCUGUAAAUAUGGUCAACAGGGGUUUAUUUGAGACUAGCGCAGAUGGUCCAGCCAACAGUAAUAUGGGAGGAGCAGGGGGUACUGUUACAGCUACUUCUCCUGGGACGAGCAGUGCAGAAAACAAUACUUGGUCAUCACCAGUUCCUUACGUGUUUGGUCGGGGAAGAAGAAGCAAUACGGGCCUGGAGAAGGUUGUUGAGAGAAGGCAAAAGAGAAUGAUCAAGAAUCGGGAAUCCGCUGCUAGAUCAAGGGCUCGAAAACAGGCUUAUACCUUGGAACUGGAAGCUGAGAUUGAAAGUCUCAAGCUAGUGAAUCAAGAUUUGCAGAAGAAACAGGCUGAAAUAAUGAAAACCCAUAAUAGUGAGCUAAAGGAAUUUUCGAAGCAGCCUCCAUUGCUGGCCAAAAGACAAUGCUUGAGAAGAACCCUUACCGGUCCGUGGUAAGAAGGUGAAGUCAAAGCAAGAAGAACCUGCUAAUGUAAUACAGGACCACUCAAAAGGAAGACACUGGGAGAGUAAUAUGUAAUAGAAGAUAGUGCUACUGUACAGGAGAAAUUACAGAGACGCUUACAAUGUAGAAAUCUUUUGAGCUGAAUUUAACUAAGAGUGCAGUCUGUGUAGAGUAUGAGAGCUUUCAAUAUGAAUUCAUAAUUUUCAUAAACAUAUGUAAAACUUUCAGAUUUAGCUAUAGAGAAGAUGUGACUAACUCAGAAAGAAA